This is a messenger RNA of Colletotrichum graminicola M1.001, 1878 nucleotides long. Its product is annotated as flavocytochrome c. The transcript is spliced from 4 exons. Gene Ontology annotation, molecular function: oxidoreductase activity; FMN binding. Lineage: Eukaryota; Fungi; Ascomycota; Sordariomycetes; Glomerellales; Glomerellaceae. Bases 1 to 1878 code for a protein of 625 amino acids. The record is from RefSeq and is a predicted model, not a curated record.
AUGGCACCAAGAGUUAUCGUCGUCGGCGGUGGUCUGUCCGGCUUGAGUGCUGCCCAUACCAUCUACCUCGCUGGAGGCAACGUUGUUGUCCUCGACAAGCAGGGCUUCUUCGGUGGCAACUCCACAAAGGCCACCUCCGGCAUCAACGGUGCCUUGACCCGGACGCAGGUCGACACCGGCAUCGCCGACAGCGUCAAGCAGUUCUACGAUGACACCUUGAAGUCUGCGCGUGACAAGGCUCGUCCCGACCUCAUCAAGGUCCUUACCUACAAGUCCGCCGCCGCCGUUGAGUGGCUUCAAGAUGUUUUCAACCUGGACCUCACCCUCGUCUCGCGGUUAGGAGGUCACUCCCAACCCCGUACCCACCGUGGACACGAUGCCAAGUUCCCCGGUAUGGCCAUCACCUACGCUCUGAUGCAGAGACUUGAGGAGCUCGCCGAGACUGAGCCCGGUCGUGUCGAGAUCAUCAAGAAGGCCCGCGUCACCGGCCUGAACAAGGACGGCAACACCAUCACCGGAGUUACAUACGAGUUCAACGGAGAGGAGCAGAAGCUUGAUGGUCCCGUCAUCCUCGCCACCGGUGGUUACGCCGCCGACUUCAGCGAGACCUCCUUGCUCAAGAAGCACCGUCCUGAUACCUACGGCCUCGCCACCACUAACGGCACCCACGCCACUGGUGACGGCCAGAAGAUGGUCAUGGCCAUCGGCGGUAACGGUAUUGACAUGGACAAGGUCCAGGUCCACCCAACUGGCUUGGUCGACCCCAAGGACCCCGGCUCCAAGUGGAAGUUUUUGGCUGCUGAGGCCCUCCGUGGUGAGGGUGGUCUUCUGCUUAACGCUGACGGCGACCGCUUCUGCGACGAGCUUGGCCACCGUGACUACGUCUCGGGUAUGAUGUGGAAGGAGAAGGAGAAGAACAAGUUCCCCAUCAGGCUUGUCCUCAACUCCAAGGCUUCCAAGGUCCUUGACUUCCACACUCGCCACUACUCUGGCCGCGGCCUGAUGAAGAAGAUGACCGGCGCCGAGCUGGCCAAGGAGAUCGGUUGCAAGCCCGAGCACCUCCAAAAGACCUUCACCACCUACAACGCCAUCGCCGAAGGCAAGCAAAAGGACCCCUGGGGCAAGAAGUUCUUCCACAACCUUCCCUUCGACAUCAAGGACGAUUUCCACGUCGCACUGAUGGAGCCUGUUCUCCACUUCACCAUGGGUGGUAUUGAGAUCAACGACAAGGCCCAAGUCCUCAACAGUGAGAAGAAGCCCUUCGACGGUCUGUUUGCCUGCGGUGAGCUUGCCGGUGGUGUCCACGGUGCCAACCGUCUCGGUGGUUCUUCCCUUCUCGGAUGUGUCGUUUAUGGCCGUGUGGCUGGUGACACUGCCAGCAACUACCUCUUCCAGCAAGCCCUCAGCGGCGCCGGAGGCGCUGCGUCUCGUCUUGGUCAGAUCUCCCUGCACAUAGACCCCACGCAGCCCGGUCGUGUUACGAUCGACUGGAACAACGCCGUCGGCGCUGGCGGCCAGGAUAUCCCUGCCCAGCAGACCACCUCGGCCGCUGGCCCCACACCCGUCAAGGACGGCCAGAAGGCGUCCAAGCCCAACAACCCCAAGGAAUUCACGGUUCCCGAGAAGGAGUUCACUAUGGAGGAAGUUGCCAAGCACAACACCAAGGAGGACCUGUGGGUCGUUGUCAAGGGUGUUGUAAUGGACCUGUCCAACUGGCUCGAAGAGCACCCUGGUGGCCCCCAGGCUAUCAUGAACUUCAUGGGCCGUGACGCUACCGAGGAGUUUGAGAUGCUGCACGACGACGAGGUUAUCCCCAAGUACGCACCACAGCAGGUUAUUGGCCGCGUCAAGGGCCAGACGCCAAGUUUGGAGAUUUAG